Messenger RNA from Knipowitschia caucasica, 498 nucleotides. The record is from the annotation of a GenBank genome assembly. Lineage: Eukaryota; Metazoa; Chordata; Actinopteri; Gobiiformes; Gobiidae.
AUGGGGGGGGGGGGGGGGGGUGGGGGGGGGGGGGGGGGGGGGGGGGGGGGGGGGGGGGGGGGGGGGGGGGGGGGGGGGGGGGGGGGGGGGGGGGGGGGGGGGGGGAGGGGGAGAGGGGGGGGGGGGGUUGGGGGGAAAGAUAAGGGGGUACGGAUGGGGGGGCUACUGAUGACACCUAUAGACAGGAAAGAGGUGAAGAGAGAUACCUUCGACCGAUUUAGAGAGCUAUAUGGAGGGGGGGGGGGGGGGGGGUUGGGGGGGGGGGGGGGGGGGGGGGGGGGGGGGGGGGGGGGGGGGGGGGGGGGGGGGGGGGGGGGCGUUAGCCGCACAGAAGAGCGCCUCUGUGCUGGCUCUGCGUGCCUCAUUCACAGUUCACACGCUCGCCUGUGCUUCUACCAGGCUGAGGUGGGGGGGGGGGGGGGUCUGGUCCCACUGGGGGGUGGUCUCUGGGGGACCACUGGAAGCCUGGGCAUGUUUGACUCAGCCAUAGGAUGCUGA